ACUUCUACAGUGGAACCCACACUGCUAUUACGACCAAUCCCUACAACCUAAAGAAAAGAAAGAAAGAAAGAAAAAAAUACUAUGUACUCAAAGAGAGAAAUAAUUGAGAUUAGAGAAAGAUUGAACAAACAACAACAACAACCACAAGAAAAGAGGGAUUUUGGAGAAGAUGAAAUGCCCUGUGUUAGCUAAGACCGUUGUUUUCUUCUUUUGCUGCGUUUUCCUUUUGGUUCCUGGGAAACUUUCAGCGCCUCUGCUUUCUGAGAAAGCGAUUUUGCUAGACCUCAAAGCUUCCUUUUUGGACCCAACUGGGAUUCUCUCUACCUGGAACUCUACCUCCUCAGAUCAUCACUGUUCGUGGUUUGGUGUCUCUUGUGACUCCGGUCCCAGAGUCGUCUCGUUGAGGAUCGGCGGGGGUGAUGUUGUUGAGCGAGGUAAUUCUCAACCCCUUUUUUCUUGUUCCGAGUCUUCGAGCUUUUAUGGGUUUGGGCUUAGGAGUGGGAAGAAGAGAUGGAGGAAGAGGAGGAAGAGUGGUUCGCAUACGAAGGGAAAACUCGGAGGAAAGCUUUCCCCGUUGAUUGGGAAACUCACGGAGCUUAGAGUUUUGUCGCUUCCUUAUAAUGAUCUAAGUGGAGAAGUUCCUUUCGAGAUUUGGGGUUUGGAGAAGCUUGAAGUGGUUGACCUUGAGGGGAAUCUGAUAACUGGAAAAAUCCCUAAUGGUUUUAGUGGGUUGAGACGGUUGAGGCUUUUGAAUCUUGGGUUAAAUAGGAUCGAUGGAGAGCUUCCUCUUUCGUUAUCAAAAUUGGAAGACCUUAAGGUCCUCAAUUUAGCUGGUAAUGCUCUGAACGGAACAAUUCCCGGGUUUGGGGGCGGUUUUUCGAAGUUAAAGAGUCUCGAUCUGUCUCGUAAUGGGCUGACUGGCCCUGUUCCGGCUGAGUUUGGAGAUACUUGUGAUCUUCUCGAGCUUCUGGAUCUGUCAGAGAAUUUCUUAGAGGGUAUUAUUCCAGGAAGUUUGGGAAAAUGCCGCCAGCUUCGAACGCUUCGGUUGUUUUCGAAUAAGUUGAGUGGUAUCAUUCCUCGCGACCUUGGUCAACUUCGGAUGCUUUAUGUUCUUGAUGUUUCAAGAAAUAGCCUUAGUGGUCCAAUCCCAGCUGAACUCGGAGAAUGUGUUAAUUUGUCAGUUCUUGUGCUCUCUAAUCUUUUCGAUCCAUUCCAAAACAAUGAAAAUUCAAAUGGAGGUAGUGAGAACAAUCGUUUUGAAGGCGUUGUUCCAGAAAGAAUUUCGACUCUUCCUAAGUUAAAAAUACUUUGGGCGCCAAGGGUGAGUCUGGAAGGCAAGCUUCCUGUCAAUUGGGGCCAUUGUCAGAACUUGGAAAUGGUGAACUUGGCUCAAAACCUUCUUGAAGGAGAACUUGUUGGAGUCUUUGAGAGAUGCAAGAAGCUGCAUCAUCUUGAUUUGAGCUCAAAUAAGCUGACUGGGGAACUAGAUGAGAAGCUUCCAGUUCCCUGCAUGACUGUGUUUAAUGUAAGAGGGAAUCUCAUGUCAGGACCCGUCCCAAGAUUUAAGGACAAGAUGUGCUCAUCUAUGUCCUUGAAUUCUGAUCUUGUUCAAUUUUACAAACCUUCAUGUCCAUAUAAGUUCUUCUUCACUUGUAAAACUCGUAUGGAGACCAAUUUGCCAUUUGCCCGCGCUAGUGUCACAGUGAUUCACAAUUUAAGUGGUAACAACUUCUCAGGUGCAAUCCAAAGCCUUCCAAUUGAACCAAAGAUAUUUGGGAAACGCACAGUUUACGCAUUUCUUGCUGGUGGAAACAAACUCACUGGAUCAUUUCCAGGAAAUUUGUUUAGAAAUUGCAAUGGAUUAGAUGGGAUGAUUUUGAAUGUCAGUAACAACAGUUUAACUGGUCACAUUCCUCUGAAAAUUGGUGUCAUGUGCAAACCUCUUAUAUUCCUUGAUGCCUCUGGCAACGAAAUCACGGGAUCAAUACCUCCAACUCUUAUGAAUUUGACAUCUCUUGUCACUCUUGAUCUGAGUCGAAACAAGUUGCACGGUCAAGUUCCACCAGGUAUGAGUCGUUUGAAGCAUCUCAAGUAUCUUUCCCUGGCUGAUAACAAUCUGACUGGGCCAAUACCUCAUAGCUUUGGAUGGUUUCAGUCUCUUGAAGUGUUGGAUCUAUCUUCAAACGCUCUGUCUGGGGAUAUUCCGAAGGGUCUUGUUUACUUGAGAAAUUUAACUAUUCUGCAGCUCAACAAUAAUAAACUUCAAGGGCAGAUUGUUUCAGGGUUGACCAAUGUGAGAUCACCCUCUACAUCUAAGUUCUCUCGGCUUCUGGCAGUAGAAACUUCAAAUGAGUCAGAUGAAAAUUUGAAUGCACAAAAUACUGAUGUUUAUGAAUCAGGAAGUGACAGUAACACUGGAAAUGGUGGAUUGAACCCAAUUGAAGUUGCAUCCAUAGCAUCUGCAUCUGCCAUUGUGUUAGUUCUUUUAGCUCUUAUCAUCCUCUUCUUAUAUACAAGGAAAUGGAUGCCGGAUUCCAGGGUUCAGGGUCUGGAAUUGAGAGAAAUUACAGUUUUCACCAACAUUGGGGCUCAGUUGACCUUUGAGAGUAUUGUUCGAGCAACUGGGAACUUCAAUGCCAGUAACUGCAUUGGAAAUGGAGGUUUUGGAGCUACUUAUAAGGCUGAAAUCCAACCUGGAGUUAUUGUAGCUGUAAAGAGGCUUUCGGUGGGAAGGUUUCAUGGGGUUCAGCAAUUCCAUGCGGAGAUUAAGACACUUGGAAGGGUGAGACACCCGAAUCUUGUAACUUUGGUAGGUUACCAUGCCAGUGAAACUGAGAUGUUCCUCAUAUACAAUUAUUUACCUGGAGGUAAUCUGGAAAAUUUCAUCAAGCAAAGAUCCAUAAGAGCAACUGAUUGGAAUAUUCUCCAUAAGAUUGCUCUGAAUAUAGCCCAUGCACUUGCUUAUUUGCACGAUCAGUGUGUUCCUCGAGUCCUACACCGAGAUGUCAAGCCAAGUAAUAUACUGUUGGACAACAACUUCAAUGCUUAUUUGUCUGACUUUGGAUUGUCUAGGCUUUUGGGGACUUCUGAAACUCAUGCAACAACUGGUGUGGCUGGGACCUUCGGAUACUUGGCGCCGGAGUAUGCUAUGACUUGUCGAGUCUCUGACAAGUCUGAUGUUUAUAGCUAUGGUGUUGUACUCCUCGAACUGAUUUCAGAUAAGAAGCCGCUGGACCCUUCAUUCUCUUCACAUGGAGACGGUUUCAACAUCGUCUCUUGGGCAAGCAUGUUGUUGCGACAGGGUCGUGCUAAGGAGGUAUUUACUGCUGGAUUAUGGGAUGCAGGCCCCCAUGAUAAUCUAGUGGAGAUGCUUCACUUAGCUGUUACUUGUACAAAUGAAACUCUCUCCAUCAGGCCUACAAUGAAACAUGUUGUCCAAAAGCUGAAGAGAAUUCAACCUCACUCAUUAGCUAGGUAACAAAUGAACCAUUGCAGUUAUAUAAUAGAGGAAUAGAAGAGUAUAGAAGGGGCUCAUUUUUUUGCAUCUUUUUUCUGUGUUCUCCUGUAAAACCCCUUUUGCUGCUAAGUCUAGAAAUACAUUAACUUGUGCAAUUUGUACAUUCUCAUUCUGUUCCAUUUUGUUGUACUGUAACACUAACACCCACUCGUCCUGCUUAGAUCUUAGAACUAAUGGAAUUUGCAUCAAUAUUGGAUCUUGAUUCAUGUAAUUGAAAAUAAAACUCCAAGCAGAAAUGUCGUUCUUGAUUUGUUCCAUCUAUGGUUCUGCCACUAAUCUGUGAUUUGGCUUUCUA
Molecule: messenger RNA, 3812 nt
Organism: Humulus lupulus (European hop)
Lineage: Eukaryota; Viridiplantae; Streptophyta; Magnoliopsida; Rosales; Cannabaceae
Product: LRR receptor-like serine/threonine-protein kinase RPK2
Exons: 1
Coding region: 170-3478 (1102 amino acids)
Biological process (GO): protein phosphorylation
Molecular function (GO): protein kinase activity; protein binding; ATP binding
Source: RefSeq, a predicted model, not a curated record